AUGCGACUGCUGGGAGCACUGCUGUGGCUGCCAGCACUCGCAGCGACAGCAGCUUCAGCCAAACCACACCCCGCUCCGCCAGAUACCUCUCAUCUCGUCGACAUCCUGUCCGCCUCGCCGGACCAUCAGCUCCUCCUCGCAGCGUUCCAGCGAGCGCGCCUGAUACCGACACUCAACCGACUGAAUGGGUCGACCCUUUUUGCGCCAACGGACGAGGCAAUCAGGCGAGAGCGGGACCGCGAGAAGGAGCGGGCACUGAGCGGGGUGGUGGGGGCGGCGGUAUGGACGCCUGUGGUCGAAUGGGUCGACGAGGGCAAGGCGGAGGAGCACGAGCACGACAACCUGCAAUUGGCGCUACGAGACACGCUCCUCUACCACGUUCUCAACUUCACACUCCUCGCCGCACCUCCGUCGAACGAGACGAACUCGACCCGGCCAGAACCGCCGAAGCCCCUGCCAUACGACGUUCCAGUCCUCGAGGAGACGCUCUACUUCCCCUCCCUCUUCCCCUACAACCGCUCUUUCCCCGCCCCGCCAACUCUCCCUGGAACCGAGCCUGAUCAACCCGACCCAGACGCACCCAAAGGCCGCCCUGAAGGGUUGUUGCACGACGAGGGACAGCGUUUGCGACUUCUGCAGAAGAAGGGCGAGAAGGGAGACGAGCUGUGGGUCGGAGUCGACUGGAAGGGCGCGGGCGGGAUCAAGACGACGGGCGACAACCAGUUCGCUCGGAACGGCGUCUUCAUUCCGGUCGAUGAAGUAUUGCACAAGCCUGAGGAUCUCGCCACUCUGAUCCGCACGACUCCUGAACUCUCGACUUUCGCCUCUCUCCUUCCUGCCUCCGUUCUCGACUACAUCAGCACGGCACCUCACUUGACCCUCUUCUUGCCGACGAACGAUGCUUGGUCCACCUUGACCGACCUCGAGAUGCGGUACCUCCGCUCCGGCUUCGCCGACAACGACUUGAGCGAGAUCUUUGGCGACGCCGCAUCGCAAUCUGGCGCUGGGAAGGGCAAGGUCGGGUACCUUGAGCGGCUUGUUGGUGAGAAGGCGGAUGGGAAGGCGCAGCUUGAGACGAUCCGGAACGGGACUCUGGAAGUUCAGGGCGAGGGAGAUGCGACCAAGGCGACCGUGAACGGAACGGCGAUUGAGCGCGGGGAUAUCCUCGCGAAGAACGGCGUCAUCCACAUGGUCCCCUCCCUCCUGCUUCCCUCUGGCUCGCUCAUGCUUACCGCCGAGAAGUACCUGAUCGCCCUCGACGCAACUCACUUCGUUGCCCUCCUUCGUUCCGUCAACCUCUCGCACUACGUCCAGGUCCCUUCGAACGAGCCGGGAACCGUCAUCGACACACCCCUUCCUCCGCCUCUCUCCGCUGAUCUUCCUCAGACGCCUCUCUCGUUCGCGGACGAGCCGUCGAACCCGAAGAAGGAGCGCUACACGAUCCUCGCCGUCAAGGAUGAUGUCCUAGCCCACGCAGCAGCCGGACUCUCAGCGCUCUCCGCGCUCGAUUCGCCCAUCCUGAACGGUCGACCACUCCCUCCUGCCGGUUCUGAGGCGCUCAAGGAGCUGCUCCAGUACCACAUCGUCUCGGGCCAAUGGCGCCCUUCUGAGCUGGAGGACGGCAUGCUGGUCGGGACGGAGUUGCGUACCGAGUCGCUCGGAGGCGAGAGGCAGAGGAUUAUGGUCGGCGUUCAGGGCGAAGAGGGUAGUCGUGGUGAAGGCUGGGAGCGGAGCAGUAAGGGCAAGAAGGGUCGAGGUGGGGACGACGACAGCGAUGAGAAGGAGCUGAUCAGCUGGGGCGGCGCAAACGUCGUCGCCGACCCCGUCGUUAUCGGUAACUCGAUCAUCUACCUUGUUUCAGCUCUCCUCGAACCGCCUCCCACCGCUAUUACCGCCGCCGUCUCCGACCUGCGCCUGUCGACCUUCGUCGCAUCCGUCUACGCAGCAGCACUUGACGGCACCCUCGCGACUCAGCCGGCCGUCACCUACCUCGUCCCGACGAACGCAGCUUUCGGCGCACUUGGCCUGACGAUGCAGUACCUCCUCCUUCCGACUUCGCGUUCCGAGCUCCGCUCAGUCCUCGAGUACCACGCCGUGGACGAGGUCGUCUAUCUCGACGACUUCCCUCGAAGCGGCGGAUCGCGCUACCCGACACUUCUCGACGGCUCCGAGAUCUACUUCGAGCGCGAUGCAGUCAACUCGACCCUCUCGGUGCACGGCCCAACUCUCGGCGGUCUUCCAGCAAACGGCGAACCUCGCGAUGCCGCCGUCCUCGAAGGCAACGUCCUAACCGAGACGGGCGUGAUGCACGUCAUCGACCAAGUCGAGCUCCCGCCCGAACUCGAGAUCACGCUCGAGAAGCUCGUGCGCGGCGCGAAGGCCAACACGAUGAUCGACCUCAUCCGUGCGGCGAACAUGACUUGGGUGCUUGACGGCAAGAAGCCGCCUCGUCAGCGCCGCGAUGGAGAGGAGAAGGAGACUCGGCCCGACUUGACGGCGGCGACGGAGACGGCGAAGAAGAAGAAGACUCGCCACGACCAUAGCGACCAAGCCUACACCAUCCUCUGCCCGACGGACAAGGCCUUCGGCCGGCUGAACCUGACCUACUACCUGUCGAACCCGACCGCGCUCUCCCGCCUCGUCCGCCUCCACGUCAUCCCGACCACCUCCUCCUCGUCCACCGGCUCUCCCUUCCCUCCGCGCUCCACCAACCCCGGCUCGCCCCUCGUCCUCGAAGACGCCAAGACCUACGACUCGCUAUUGAGCAAGAGCCAGCCUGGCGGGUCGAGCAAGUUUGGCGCGCUCGCAUUCAAGAAGUGGGGCGCAGGCGAGGACGACUGGAUGGUCGGGAUCCGUGGGGCGAGGGGGACGAAGGGCGAGAGCGACGCGGCGAGGGUGUUGGCGUGGGGUCGCGCGACGCCUUGGUUCGUUACGAGCGACAAGGGCGAUGAGGAGGACGGCGAGGACUUGGCUGCGGCGCUUGGGUCGACGGUCCGACUCGCUGCGGCUGGCGGCGUCAUCAGCAUCGACUCGGUCCUGAUCCCCUACGAGCCAGGCUGGUUCCGCAAGUGGGGUUGGGUCGUCACGCUCGCCGUCGUCCUCGUCUCGAUCGGCGCGGUCGGCGCAGUCUUCGCCGUACGGUGGUGGAAGAAGCGGCAGCAGCUCAAGUACGAGCGGCUGAUGCAGGAGGAAGACGACUAG
This is a messenger RNA of Rhodotorula toruloides NP11, 3201 nucleotides long. RefSeq names its product fasciclin domain containing protein. NCBI's taxonomy places the organism in Eukaryota, Fungi, Basidiomycota, Microbotryomycetes, Sporidiobolales, Sporidiobolaceae. Gene Ontology annotation, biological process: macroautophagy. The transcript has 3 exons. The record is from RefSeq and is a predicted model, not a curated record. Gene Ontology annotation, cellular component: fungal-type vacuole membrane. The coding region runs from base 1 to 3201 and encodes 1066 amino acids.